AUGGCUGCUUCUCACUUGAUGAACGAGUGCAAACUAUUGGAACAUGCACCGGACUUCGCCAAAUCUCGCCCGGAAGCGUACUUGGAUAACGUCAAAACCGAGUACGCGGCCAAGCUAGCUGUGUGCGAACUUCUCAGUGCCCAGCCAGUCAACCCCACACCACCGGCAAAUUGCGACAUCCUGGUGCCGGCAUCAAGACAUUGCGAUAAAGGCGGUAGCUGGUGGCACGCCCGGCCGGAAGCUCCUAGCGACAAGCAAUGCUACCCCAACUUCAAAGAGUACCAAUAUACCCAAUGCCUCAAGAGCCUUCAAUCGACACCACAGUACUGGACAUCGUUCAGCAACGCCCGCCAGAAUGCAGUGGUCAUGUGUCAAGCCAGCAGAGAUGUCAUCGAGCGAGAAAACCACCUUGAGAUAUUCAAGAACCUGACCCAGGUGCUGGGCGAUGUGACAUCGAACAUGCAAAAGACGACCGAAGAGUAUGAGUCGUUGAUCCGCGAGCAGAGGCACUAUUCCGAGGAAGCUCGCGAUUCUCAUCAGCAGCUCAAAGAGGACAUCCAAGCUGUUCAAGAGAAGGCUGUUGCCACUGUGGGAGCGCUUGACGACAAGUUCCGUACUUUCAUGGAGGUGUCAAUCUCGGAUCUCAUUACAGCUCUGGCCGAGAGUCAGAGCAACGAGAUUGAUCAGAUCCAUGAGAAGAUGCAGGAUUUUUCGCAAGAGUUGAUGUUUGAAAGUUCACAGCUUGCAAAACACUUCACUGGCGAACUCCAACAAUUCCAUGAUCUAGCCAGGAUGAGCAUCCAGUCCAAUCACGAGGCUCAGGUCGACAGCUAUACCGUUCUGGCAGGCUAUAUGGGCGUCACUCAGGAUACCAUCAAUCGAACCAACGAUAUCGCAGAUCGCUCUCUUUCUACAGUCCAUAGUAUUGCGCAACGUCUGGACAUCUUCGAGACGCAAACGGAGCACAUUGCUGAAGGUUUCGCUUUCCUAAGUGCGAUACCAGCACUUGUCACACUACUCGUCCGCAGCUUCAUAGCCAUGGUCGGUACACUAUUCAUCUUCACUGUCCUGUACAAGCUCAACACAAGACUUGCCGCCUACACUGCCGGCGCUUGCAGUUCCGCUUUCCUCCUACACACAUGCGGUAUCUUUGACUGGCUCGGCGAUCUCCCCUCCCGCGUCGCAAAGAUCCACGACCAACCUCUUGCGACUGUCGCAGGCAUGUCAUCUUGGCAGAAAGGCGCGGGCAUCGUCCUUUUACUCUGGCUCGCCGCCUACCCGGUGUGCCACAUCAAUGCCUACCUCGGCAGUCUCAUUGCUGCGACCCUGAAGCGGCUUCUCAGCCCAUUCUGGAUCAGCGAGUAUAGCAACGAGAACGGGACGGGGUUUUUGCCCAGCAUCGAGAUUCCCGCCGCGUAUCCUCGUCCCGCGGAUGACCGAUAUCAUCGGAAUGAUGUCGGCUAUCGCAACUAUCCAAACUACUCGAAGUCGGCCUCACCACCUUACGAAACCUGA
Alternaria ethzedia is the source of this 1515-nucleotide messenger RNA. RefSeq lists its product as uncharacterized. Gene Ontology annotation, biological process: karyogamy involved in conjugation with cellular fusion; nuclear membrane fusion involved in karyogamy. Gene Ontology annotation, cellular component: endoplasmic reticulum membrane. The transcript has a single exon. Bases 1 to 1515 code for a protein of 504 amino acids. Lineage: Eukaryota; Fungi; Ascomycota; Dothideomycetes; Pleosporales; Pleosporaceae. The record is from RefSeq and is a predicted model, not a curated record.